UUUUCUCAAUACUUCCACUCCUGUCCAGUUAUUAACAUACCAGGCCGAACGUUUCCUGUGGAUCAGUUUUUUCUGGAAGAUGUGAUUGCAAUGACAAGAUAUGUUCUAGAGGACAGUAGUCCCUACAGGCGGAAGACGAAGCAAGAGAACAAACAGAAUGGAAGACACAAAAGAACUGCAUUUGAAGAAGUAGAGGAGGACCUGAGACGUGCUGGUGUUCUGGAAAGCACCGACACAGUUGUCAGAGAUUCAGAUCCAGACCAGAAAUUAACUCUGAAGCAGCUCCUCACACGAUAUAAAGGGGUCAGCAAGGCAGUGUUGAAAACAAUGUCUGUCAUGGACUUGGACAAAGUGAAUCUAGAAUUAAUUGAAGCCUUGCUGGAGUGGAUAGUUGGUGGCAGACAUUCAUACCCCCCAGGUGCUGUGUUGAUAUUUUUGCCUGGUCUGGCAGAAAUCAAGAUGCUUUACGAGCAGCUCCAGUCUAAUGCUGUUUUUAAUAACAGGCACAGCAAGAGGUGUGUUGUUUAUCCACUUCAUUCCUCACUGUCUAGUGAAGACCAGCAGUCUGUCUUCCUCAGACCUCCUACAGGAGUUACCAAAAUCAUCAUCUCUACCAACAUUGCAGAAACAUCUGUCACCAUCGAUGAUGUGGUCUAUGUGAUUGAUUCUGGAAAAAUGAAAGAGAAAAGGUACGACCCAAGCAAAGGAAUGGAGAGUCUGGAAGACACAUUUGUGUCCAAGGCCAACGCUCUGCAAAGGAAAGGUCGAGCAGGCCGCGUAGCCUCAGGCGUCUGCUUUCAUCUUUUCAGUAGCCAUCACUAUAACCAUCAGCUUAUAAAACAGCAGUUACCAGAAAUACAAAGAGUGCCCCUGGAGCAGCUUUGUCUAAGAAUUAAGAUUCUGGAGAUGUUUUCCGCACAGAGUCUUCACUCUGUCCUGUCACGACUCAUUGAGCCGCCUAGAACCGAGUCCUUGCGAGCGUCAAAGCUGCGACUACAAGACUUGGGAGCGUUGACUCCAGACGAAAAGCUCACGCCUCUGGGGUACCACCUGGCUUCUCUGCCUGUUGAUGUCAGGAUUGGCAAGCUGAUGCUGUUUGGCACCAUCUUCCGCUGCCUGGAUCCUGCACUGACGAUAGCAGCCAGCCUGGCCUUUAAGUCUCCUUUUGUGUCGCCAUGGGAUAAAAGGGAAGAAGCAAAUAAAAAGAAGUUGGAGUUUGCAGUAGGAAACAGUGACUACCUGGCUCUUCUCCAGGCCUACAAGGGAUGGCGUUUAAGUAUCCAAGAGGGCUGCCAGGCCAGCUACAACUACUGCAGGGAGAACUUCUUGUCAGGAAGGGUUCUCCAGGAAAUCGCCAGCCUGAAACGGCAGUUCACGGAACUGCUUUCUGACAUCGGGUUUGUGAAGGAGGGAUUAAGAGCCAAGGACAUGGAGAAGAAGUGGUCCCAAGGCGGCGAUGGCGUGUUGGAUGCCACAGGAGAAGAGGCAAAUUCCAACGCCGACAACAUCAAGCUGAUCUCGGCUAUGCUGUGUGCUGCACUGUACCCCAAUGUUGUCCAGGUGAAAAAGCCAGAGGGCAAAUACCAGAAGACCAGUGCAGGAGUGGUCAAAAUGCAACCAAAAGCAGAAGAGCUGAAGUUCGUUACCAAAAAUGAUGGUUACGUUCACAUUCACCCUUCAUCUGUGAAUUAUCAG
Molecule: messenger RNA, 1695 nt
Organism: Eurypyga helias (sunbittern)
Lineage: Eukaryota; Metazoa; Chordata; Aves; Eurypygiformes; Eurypygidae
Product: putative ATP-dependent RNA helicase DHX57
Exons: 13
Cellular component (GO): intracellular anatomical structure
Molecular function (GO): RNA binding
Source: RefSeq, a predicted model, not a curated record